CGUCCCACCCUCACAGCCAGUGGCGCGGCGUGGGAACCCUGCCGGUGCCCGCCGCCGCUCCAUGCGGCCCCGGCCCCAGCGCCGGUGAAGCCGCGUCUCCAGCGGAGCUUGCCCAGCUCUCCGCCCCGGGCGCGGCAGGACCAGCUCACCAGUCGCGCCACUCGGCGCCCGUGCCAUGGCGGGAGAUGCCCGGUGAGGACCGGCGCGCCGAGGGCUGGGCUCCCCGGCGCGGUGCAGAGCGAGGCAGCGGCCUGGAUGUGUGAAGAGUCCCCAUGGCUUUGCAGCAGGCGAAGCCCCAGGGCCCGAGCGCCGCUGGGCGGGCGGUGCUGGGACGCGGGUUCCGGUCCCGCGCGUGUAGUGGCCUUGGCGGGGCCGGUGUGGGAGCCGCGCGCUGCCCCGGCGUGAGGGGUCCCGGAGCCACGCGGGGUCCCAAAGCCGGCGCGCCCCAGGAUGCACCGCCGCCACCGCCGCCACCGCUGCCGCCGCUGCUGCUGGGACUCCUGCUGCUGGCGGCCCUUCCAGAGCACAGCGGGGCGGACCCAGGAGCAGACGAUCUACAGAUAAAGGUCACCCCGACCCCAGAGCCAUUUUCACAUGGGAAAUGGCUGCCGAUUUCACCAACAUGGCCUUUCUCAGAUGCCAGGUCUUCUCCAGCAGUGGACAGGGUCAAGAACGUGCCAGGACCAUCCCCUGAAAAUGCGAGCUUGCUGCAGUUGGCCCAGACGCCUGUGCCUCGGACUUCCCGCAAAACUAGGGCUCAUGCAGACUUCCUUUACCAAGGAAGUGGACACAGCGCCUCCUUUGAACCUUCCAAGGAUUCCUCUGAGUCCCUGGAGCACCCAAGGCCUCGAGGAGGAAGAGAAGUGGCCGACAUAUCAGUGGACUCUUCAGUAGCGUUCAAGAUAGAGCCAACAACAGCAGCAGCCACAUUGUUUUUGAGAAAAUCAAGUACACUGGCUCUGUCUGCAGCCCUGGUUGCUAAGGGCACCAGCAGCAGUGGAUUAGCCAAGAGUAGUCUGACCACUGUUUUGGCUAAAAAUGCCACACACAAAGUGGCAUCCAGCCCCAAGGUGGUGCCUGGGGCAGUCCAUACAGCCUUCCCGUUUAUACCAACCUACAUGAUGUCAAGAACAGCACACACCGUGAGCACACAGACAAUGCAAGGGAUCCCUGGCACUGCCUCCAGCCUGCUGUCCACAACACACCUUCCCAGGAAAUCACAAGCCAUGCACACUGGUCUCCCAAACUCCGCCAACCCAGAGGUGCCCAGAGCUUCCACCCCACGCCCGCUGACAGUCACAGCAGCACUGACCUCAGGCACAGCACCAGUAAAGGCGACUCGGCUGCCACCGUUGCCAGCAGAAAACACAGAUGCUGCUCUUCUUGCAGUGUCGACCGCAAUGGUCACUACCAGCAAGAUGGCAUCCAACCUGGAGUGCCAGAUGUCCAGGAAGCUCCUGGUGAAGAUAGUUCUCUUUGUAAUGCCGAGGAGAGCACAGAGCAGUGAGACCUUGAAGCUCUCCGUGGCCAAGGGUCUCACGCAGGCCUUGCGGAAGGCUUUCCGCCAGAGUGAUGUCGCUGCCCAUGUGGACAUUCUAGAACAUUCUCAUAAUGUCACAAUUGGUUAUUAUGUUACCAAAGGGAGAUUAGUGUACCUGCCUGCCAUAGUGAUGGAGACACUUGGUGUUUAUGGAGUCAGCAAUGUCACAGCAGAUCUGAAGCAACACACUCCAAACUUGCAGUCUGUGGCAGUCCUUGCUUCCCCAUGGAAUCCCCAGCCUGCAGGCUACUUCCAGCUGAAAACAGUGCUGCAGUUUGUGAGCCCAUCGGACAACGUCCAGUCCUGCAGGUUUGCUCAGACAAUGGAACAGAGACUGCAGAGGGCAUUCCAGGAUGCUGAGAGGAAAGUCCUGAAUACCAAAAGCAACUUGACAGUGCAGGUCGUGAGCACAUCCAAUGCCUCACAAGCAGUCACCCUGGUUUACGUCGUGGGCAAUCAGAGUGCCUUCCUCAAUGGCACUGUGGCCAGCAGUCUCCUUAGCCAGCUCUCCGCUGAGCUGGUGGGGUUCUACCUCACCUACCCACCACUCUCCAUUGCAGAACCUCUGGAAUAUCCCAACCUUGAUAUAUCAGAAACAACUAGAGACUACUGGGUCAUCACAGUGCUGCAGGGAGUGGACAAUUCGCUGGUGGGCCUGCACAACCAAAGCUUUGCCCGAGUCAUGGAGCAGCGCCUGGCCCAACUGUUCAUGAUGUCCCAGCAGCAAGGCCGGCGCUUUAAACGGGCCACCACCCUGGGAAGCUAUACUGUGCAGAUGGUGAAGAUGCAGCGUGUGCCAGGACCCAAGGACCCAGCGGAGCUGACCUACUACACGUUGUACAACGGGAAGCCUCUGCUGGGCACCGCGGCCGCCAAGAUCCUCAGCACCAUUGACUCCCAAAGGAUGGCCUUGACCCUGCAUCACGUUGUCCUUCUGCAAGCUGACCCCGUGGUGAAGAACCCGCCCAAUAACCUGUGGAUCAUUGCUGCGGUGCUGGCGCCCAUCGCCGUGGUCACGGUCAUCAUUAUCAUCAUCACCGCCGUGCUCUGCAGGAAGAACAAGAAUGACUUCAAGGCAGACACCAUGAUUAACCUGCCGCAGAGAGCCAAGCCUGUACAGGGCUUCGAUUAUGCCAAGCAGCACCUGGGCCAGCAAGGGGCGGAUGAGGAGGUCAUUCCUGUGACGCAGGAGACGGUCGUCCUCCCGCUGCCCGUGAGAGAUGCUCCUCAGGAGAGAGACGUCGCUCAGGACGGGAGCACCAUCAAGACAGCCAAGUCCACGGAAACCAGAAAGAGCAGGUCGCCCAGUGAGAAUGGCUCUGUUGCCAGCAACGAAUCAGGGAAGCCCAGCUCAGGGAGACGCUCACCCCAGAAUGUCAUGGCCCAGCAGAAAGUGACAAAGGAGGAGGCAAGGAAGAGAAAUGUGCCAGCCAGCGACGAAGAAGAGGCAGCAGUUCUUUUCGACAGCUCAGGCAAGGCAGCUGCAGAUCCCUUCGAUACAUCCUCGGGUUCCGUGCAGCUCAUUGCGAUAAAACCCACAGCCCUGCCCGUGGUGCAGCCGCCCACUGACAGGAGCCAGGAGUCCACGGCCGUCCUCAAUGGGGAGGUGAACAAAGCGCUGAAGCAGAAGUCAGACAUCGAGCACUAUCGGAACAAACUGCGCCUCAAAGCCAAGAGGAAGGGGUAUUACGACUUCCCCCCAGCGGAGGCAAACAAGGCCCUGACCGAAAGGAAGAAGAUGUACGAGAAAGCCCCAAAGGAAAUCGAGCAGGUUUUGGAAGCAGACCCGGAACUGUGUGCUCCGUUUGUGGAGUCUAAAAACAGGCAACAGAUGAAGAACUCUGUCUACCGAAGCCGGCAAUCUCUGAACAGCCCAAGCCCAGGCGAGACCGAGAUGGACCUUCUGGUGACCCGGGAGCGACCCCGGCGUGGAAUCCGGAACAGCGGCUAUGACACUGAACCAGAAAUCAUAGAAGAGACCAACAUUGACAGAGUUCACGAGCCCCGGGGCUAUGCCAGGUCGCGCCAGGUGAAGGGCCACUCAGAGACGUCCACACUGAGUUCGCAGCCAUCCAUCGAUGAGGUCAGGCAGCAGAUGCACAUGCUGUUGGAGGAGGCCUUCAGCCUGGCAUCUGCAGGCCACGCAGGCCAGAGCCGGCACCAGGAGGCCUACGGUUCAGCGCAGCACCUCCCCUACUCCGAGGUGGUGACCAGUGCUCCAGGGACCAUGACACGGCCCAGAGCCGGGGUGCAGUGGGUGCCAACCUACCGCCCAGAAAUGUACCAAUACAGCCUGCCCCGGCCGGCUUACAGAUUCUCCCAGCUUCCGGAGAUGGUCAUGGGCUCCCCGCCUCCACCGGUACCACCCCGCACAGGCCCCGUGGCAGUGGCUUCUCUCAGACGGUCCACCUCAGACAUCGGCAGCAAGAGCAGAAUGUCGGAAUCCGCGGGCCCAGAGCAGGCCCAGCUGCAUGACAGCGCCUCCUUCACCCAGGUGUCUCGAGGUCCCGUUGCGGUGGCACAGUUGGAUCAGUCGCCUCUAAAUUACUCAGGUAACACGGUGCCAGCGGUGUUCGCCAUCCCAGCUGCCAACAGACCUGGGUUCACCGGCUACUUCAUCCCAACGCCUCCGUCAUCCUACAGGAACCAGGCCUGGAUGUCCUAUGCGGGAGAGAACGAGCUGCCCAGUCAGUGGGCUGAUUCGGUGCCCCUGCCUGGGUACAUCGAGGCUUACCCCCGGUCGCGGUACCAGCAGGGUUCACCCUCUAGACUGCCUCGCCAGUAUAGCCAGCCAACAGGCAUGCAUCCCAGCCUGGAGCAGGCCCCGGGUCCCUCCACGGCAGCCUCGCAGCAGAGCCUGGCAGAAAAUGACCCCUCCGACACUCCCCUGACCAACAUCUCCACCGCCGCCCUGGUGAAAGCCAUCCGGGAGGAAGUGGCCAAGUUGGCCAAGAAACAGACGGACAUGUUUGAGUUCCAGGUGUAGUCAUGCCUCCAACUGGUGUAGGGGACAGACUAAACCUCCAGAAACAGAUUUUGCGGUUCUUAGCCAAGAACACUGAGCUUGAGACCUGGAGCCCCCC
Ochotona princeps (American pika) is the source of this 4623-nucleotide messenger RNA. RefSeq names its product KIAA1549 like. Bases 273 to 4526 code for a protein of 1417 amino acids. The record is from RefSeq and is a predicted model, not a curated record. The transcript has 21 exons. Lineage: Eukaryota; Metazoa; Chordata; Mammalia; Lagomorpha; Ochotonidae.